Messenger RNA from Cydia pomonella (codling moth), 1812 nucleotides. It is a transcript of the gene Scr-c, whose product is annotated as MAM and LDL-receptor class A domain-containing protein 2-like. The coding region runs from base 123 to 1799 and encodes 558 amino acids. The transcript has 10 exons. The record is from RefSeq and is a predicted model, not a curated record. NCBI's taxonomy places the organism in Eukaryota, Metazoa, Arthropoda, Insecta, Lepidoptera, Tortricidae. Gene Ontology annotation, cellular component: membrane.
AUACAUGGAAUGAUUUAUAAUUGUCGUCAAAACGUCACAGAACCCAGUCUAGUCCCGGCGGUGACGUCGUUAGGAUUAAAAAUUAAUAUAUUUCAUUAAAAUUAAUUUUAAGUGUUUUCAAAAUGACAAAGUUUUUUUAUCUGUUUUUGUUUUGUUUAGUGCCUAUGGAAGCGCUGUACAGCAUCCGUUCGAAGGCCACCAGGACCUGCGCACGACCCGAGAUCGCGCACGGCACCGCGCGGCUCAAGCAGCGCGGGCGCAUGGCGCGGUACGAGUGCUUGUCUGGUUAUCAGCUAGUGGGAGACAAAUAUGCUACCUGCCUGGGAGGCAGGUGGGAUAUGCCUAAACCUGUCUGUGUCCGUGGCGGCUGCCCAAUGCCAAAAAUAGAUCACGCGAUCAUUCUGCCCACACACAGGAACGCUUGGCUGAACAUAUUCUGUCUCCCUGGCUACACGGGUUCCGCUACGCUCUUCUGCGAUGGUCAGAAGUGGAAUGGGACUGCUCCUGUCUGCGUAUCAGAUCCUGUACCCGUCGAGUUAUCUUGUGACUUCGAGACUCCUUCUCUGUGUGGAUGGACGCAGGACUCGCGCCACGAUUUCGAUUGGACGAGAAUUAACAAGAAGACACCUAGUUCUUUCUUAUUUACGGGGCCGGCGUUCGAUCAUACCUUCGGGGAAAGCAAGCAAGGUUACUACAUGUACAUCGAAAGCUCCUCCAGAUCGGAAAACGACACCGCGCGUCUCAUCUCGCCGGUAUACGCCGGGGGUCUGGAGAAGAAUGGCUGCUUUUCCUUCUUCUAUCACAUGUACGGAAGAUCCAUUGGCGGUCUCCGAGUGUACCAAAUACCUGAAAGCCAAAAAGAUCAUGUCCUGGACGACAGCGACACGAAAGAACAAUACCUCUUGUUCGAGAAGUGGGGGAACCAGGGAGACGAAUGGUUCAGAAACGUGUCGUACCUUAAGGACGUUUCUGAUAAUUUUCAGAUAGUCAUCGAGGGUAUCCGAGGCACCAGCUUCACCAGUGACGUCGCCAUAGACGACGUAGCUAUUUUAUCGGGACCCCAAUGUGAACAGGCUUUCGCCAGCGCCAUAACUCCGGCUGAAGAUAUACCGGAUUCUUGUGCGGGGCGCUGCUCGGAGCUGUCAACCCCGCACCGCGGCUGCGGGUGCAGCACAGCCUGCAUCAGCGACAGUGACUGCUGUGCAGACUUUCUUGAAGUCUGUGUCUUCAACUCCGACUUUGCCAAUAGGUACGACGACGACCCAACCACAGUCAAAUCUAUUUCAGACGCCCCAAGAACAGAAAAACUUGUAGCGAUUACUCUAACUACCACUACUACCUCAACGACUACCACUAGACCUACUACCACUACCUUAAAACCUACUACCCCUAAACCCACUACUCCUAAACCUAAGCUUACUACAAGACCGACUACGAAACGUCCUAGACCAAUUCCGAUGACUAUACCAUACGGAACGCAACCUGUAAUUCCUGUUAAGGUGACUACUAAACUGACUACUAAGGUAGUGGCCACGACUACUGUAAGAGGAAUAACGGCUGAGGUCCGGCGGGACGUGGAUGGAGCGAAACAUGCCAGUGAAGCUAAGAAAAUUGUUCAAGAUAAACAAAAAGGAGCCAGCGCAGCAGCGGGCGUAAUAACGUUGCUAGUAUUCUGCGUGCUGGUAGUCGGCGCCGCGCUGGCGGCGCGGAGCGCGCGCGGCCGCGCCGCCCUCGCGCGCCUGCGCGGGCGCGCGGCCAGCGACCCGGAGGUGCGAUAUCUCACCAGUGAUCAUGAUUAAAUCUUAAGAACAA